AUGUCGUCCCCAUUAGAAGCCAAUCCAAUUUGUAUAUGGAAUGGAAAAGAGUGGAAGAAUUGGGAUUGGUUGUUGAUGACCAUUUUCAACAACACCAGAUAUCGAUACUCCAAUUUUUUGUUGCUCGAAGAUGUCUCAGAGGUCAAGAAAUUCUAUUCAUGUCCCAAAUGUUACAAACACAUCGCUGGUGAUCUGAGUGUUUACUGUCUUGAACACAGUUCUGAUAUGUCCAGUGAGAUGCACUACAUUGUUGGGGCUGUGGCCAAGGGCAAGGAGGGGUCAGCUGGUGAUCAAGGUGGAUAUGUUAGAGAGGUGGUCACUUAUAUGGUGGUGGAUAACUUGGUGGUGCCAGCCUAUGUCUACUAUCUCUUGCAUUGCUAUGCUUAA
Ilex paraguariensis (yerba mate) is the source of this 387-nucleotide messenger RNA. The record is from the annotation of a GenBank genome assembly. Lineage: Eukaryota; Viridiplantae; Streptophyta; Magnoliopsida; Aquifoliales; Aquifoliaceae.